This is a messenger RNA of Talaromyces atroroseus, 1095 nucleotides long. RefSeq lists its product as hypothetical. Gene Ontology annotation, molecular function: FAD binding; D-amino-acid oxidase activity. Lineage: Eukaryota; Fungi; Ascomycota; Eurotiomycetes; Eurotiales; Trichocomaceae. The transcript is spliced from 3 exons. The record is from RefSeq and is a predicted model, not a curated record. The coding region runs from base 1 to 1095 and encodes 364 amino acids.
AUGGCUGUCAUGGCUAUUGACACCUCGCGGUCUCACCUCGCAGAGAAUAGCAGCGCGGCGCCUUUCUCUCAAAGACCCAUUAUCAUUCUUGGAGCAGGCAUCAUCGGCUGUGCUACUGCCUUGCAGCUGCUGCAGAAUGGCUUCCAGGUCACGCUUGUGGGCGAGUACCUCCCCGGAGACAAGAGCAUCCUCUAUGCCUCGGCAUGGGCGGGCGCUGCAUGGCAUGCUGCAGGCGGCAUCACCGACGACCAGAAAUAUAUCCAAGCCGUUACGCACCGCUAUCUACUAAAAAUGGCCCAAGAGGACCCGUCGUCAGGCGUUUGCAUUGUCAAUGGCCGAGAGUACCUUGAACAAGCACCUGGCAAGAACUCAUCAGUAUGGGGAGAGAAAGUACUGAAAAAUUUUCGAACAUUGGAGCCCGGCGAAUACCCAUCAACCUUCUCCACUGCAUGGGAGUAUGAAUGUCUCGUAGUCGAUCCCACCUUGCACAUGCCCUGGGUAGGUGCGAAGGUGCAAGCACUCGGCGGACAGUUUGUGCGCCAAAGAGUGAACUCUCUGAAAGAGCUGUACGAGAUGUACCCGGAAUCUAGGAUUUUCAUCAACGCCAGCGGCUGGGGUAGUAGAGAUUUGACCGACGUGUUGGACCAGAAGUGCUUUCCUGAUCGAGGCCAGAAUGUCCGUUUGCGCACUGCGGAACAUCACACCAUGUACUUUCGAAAUGGAAAGGAGUACACAUACAUCAUCCCUCGACCUUUGACGGGGCACGUUAUUCUCGGAGGGCAUAAUUCAAGGGACAACUUGAGCGGAGAGCCGGAUCUAGAUGUUGCUAAGGACGAAAUCCGACGUGCCCACAUCCUCGCGCCCGAGAUUGUACCAGCUGAACCCGCAGAGGCAGAUGUAAGUUACGUUAUCGGCAUCCGGCCGGCUCGAGAGGGUGGAUUCCGGCUGGAUUCGGAGAAGAUUGGGGAUAAGACGGUGUUGUCGGCAUAUGGAUUCGCUGGCGGUGGAUAUGCGUUCAGUUACGGAAUUGGCGAUGCGUUGGUCAAGAUGGUUCAGCAGGCAGAGUUUGACAGUGUGAUAGCGCCGGGGGUUUAG